UUUUUUUUUUUUUUUUUUUUUUUUUUUUUUUUUAAAUAAUAUAAUAAAGCUGGUAGUUGAUCUACAAUGAAAUUAGGUUAGUUUUGUAUUGAAAAGUAGCAAGUAUGAUAUGAAUGCUAGUAUAGUAUAAUCUUAUGUUAAUUAGGGUUGAAUUAGGGGAAAACAUUUUGGAUUUUUUUUUUAUUUUUUUUAUUUUUUAUAAUGGUUUGAAUAUGAUUUGUUAGUAAUUUAACUUUGUUUUGAAAGUCAAGACUGGUAUCUUGUAAUUGAACCGAGCUUUUAAAUGUCGAGGGAGAACCGAUGUAUGUUAUGAACUACAAAAUAAUAGCUAAAAGAAUUGUGAGGAAACUCGUAUCGAUUUUGGGUUUAAAAGGUACCUUUGAUUUCUAGAGAUGUUAAUUUACCACUUGGAAGGGGGUAGAAAAUACAUAUGUAUCAUAACGGUUUCGAAUCUCUGUAUGGAGUGGGUAGAAAUUAGGGGUGAUAAGAUCACAUGAUGGGUGAGUGGUUGAAGCAUAAAAAUAACAUGACAAGUUAUAAUUGUUCCACAUUGGUAUAAAGAGUUUAGGGGGACCCGUGAGGUCGGACUAGUAGUUUCGCCAUGAAUGUGAUAUGGAUCGAGAAUUUGUAGGCGUGCAAAAAAAAGUAAGUCAUAAAAACAUUAAAUUUGGCUGACGAAUGAUUGAGAAAUUUACUAAAUAGCUUAAAAGAAAGUUUUGAUCAAGCCUUACAAAGGGAUGAUGUGAAGGCCAUAGUGGUUACAGGUGCUAAAGGCAAGUUUUCUGGUGGUUUUGACAUAAGUGCAUUUGGUGCACUGCAGGAAGGGAAAGCAAUGACAACUGGACUGGCAUCAAAACCUGGUUAUGUAUCAAUCGAUAUUCUGUCUGAUACCGUGGAAGCUGCAAAGAAACCAUCUGUUGCUGCUAUUGACGGGCUUGCUUUAGGUGGAGGAUUAGAGGUUGCAAUGGCUUGCCAUGCUAGAAUAGCUACUUCUACUGCUCAGUUAGGGUUGCCGGAACUGCAGCUCGGUAUUAUUCCUGGAUUCGGAGGAACUCAACGGCUUCCACGGCUUGUUGGUCUAGCAAAGGCCCUUGAAAUGAUGUUGACAUCAAAGCCAGUUCGCGGGGAGGAAGCGCAUAAUCUAGGGCUCGUGGAUGCCAUUGUACCAGGAGAUAAAUUGCUAGAAAACGCUCGCCAGCUGGCAUUAGAUAUAUUAGCCCGUAGAAAACCAUGGGUUUCAAGUCUUUACAGAACAGAUAAAAUCGAGCCCCUUGGUGAGGCCCGCGAAAUAUUGAAUUUUGCUAGAGCUCAAGCACGCAGACAAGCACCCAACUUACAACACCCACAAGUUUGCAUUGAUGUUAUUGAAGAGGGCGUUGUCUCCGGCCCACGUGCUGGAUUAUUGAAGGAAUAUGAAGAAUUUCAAGUUCUUCUAAGGUCGGAUACUUGCAAGAGCUUAAUUAAUGUCUUCUUUGCCCAACGUGGUACUACCAAGGUGCCGGGGGUCACUGAUCUCGGUUUGAAGCCAAGACAAAUAAAAAAGGUUGCUAUUCUUGGCGGAGGUCUAAUGGGAUCAGGAAUAGCUACGGCUUUAGUUCUAAACGGGUACGAAGUUGUCUUGAAAGAAGUCAAUCAAAAGUUCUUAGAUGCUGGAUUAGGCAGAGUCAAAGCCAAUUUGACAAGCAGUGUUAAGAAAGGUAAGUUGACUCAAGAAAAGUUUGAGAAAACCAUGUCUCGUCUCAAGGGUGUUCUCAACUAUGAAAGCUUUAAGGAUAUGGAUAUGGUGAUUGAGGCUGUUAUCGAGAAUGUCUCACUGAAACAACAAAUAUUUUCGGAUUUGGAAAAGUACUGCUCUCCAAAUUGCAUACUUGCAAGUAACACCUCAACGAUUGACUUGAAUCUAAUUGGUGAGAAGACAAAGUCUCAUGAUAGGAUAAUUGGCGCACACUUUUUCAGCCCGGCUCACGUGAUGCCACUGUUGGAAAUCGUGCGUACAUCUAAAACGUCACCUCAAACAGUGGUUGACUUGUUGGAUGUUGGGAAAAAGAUUAGAAAAACGCCAGUUGUGGUUGGGAACUGCACCGGUUUUGCUGUUAACAGGAUGUUUUUCCCGUAUACUCAAGCGGCUCUUUUGCUAGUAGAACGUGGGGCCGACAUAUACAAAAUUGAUCGAGCUAUUACAAAAUUUGGAAUGCCGAUGGGCCCGUUUAGAUUGUGUGAUCUUGUUGGUUUUGGUGUUGCGGUGGCAACUGGGUCACAGUUUGUUUUCAAUUUUCCGGAAAGAACGUAUAAAUCUAUGCUUAUUCCGCUUAUGCAAGAGGAUAAAAGAGCUGGUGAAACAACCCGCAAAGGUUUUUAUCUCUACAAUGAUAGACGCAAAGCGAGUCCUGAUCCCGAAAUAAAAAAAUACAUUGAGAAAUCAAGGGAAAUUUCCGGCAUCUCAGUUGAACCUAAGUUUGCGAAACUAUCAGAUAAGGAUAUAAUAGAGAUGGUAUUCUUUCCUGUUGUGAACGAGGCGUGUAGAGUGUAUGCCGAGGGUAUUGCAGUAAAAGCAGCUGAUUUGGAUAUUGCCGGUGUUAUGGGAAUGGGAUUUCCACCUUACAGGGGAGGGAUUAUGUUCUGGGGCGAUUCGAUCGGAUCUAAGUACAUAUAUGAGAGGUUGAAUGAGUGGUCGAAGAUGUAUGGGGAGUUCUUUAAGCCGUGUGACUACUUGGCUCAAAGAGCUGCACUUGGGGCUCCUUUGAGUUCGCCGUUGGAUCAAGCAAAGUCGCGGUUAUGAGAUGAAAUGGACGUCGUCUACUGGGUUUCAUGUAUGUUGAACUGAUUAAAGGUGGAGAUGAAAGUUGCUUUAUAUUGUGAUAAUAAUAAUAGGUUGAAAAGUAGCACCUUGUUUAUGUUUAUGAUGAUGUUCACAACAAUGUAAUGUUUUGUGGACUUAUCAAAGAAACAGUAUUAAUGAACGUUUGUAUCCUUUAGAUCAUAUGCUAUAUGAAUUCACUGUGUUACACCA
Helianthus annuus (common sunflower) is the source of this 3010-nucleotide messenger RNA. RefSeq names its product peroxisomal fatty acid beta-oxidation multifunctional protein MFP2. The coding region runs from base 833 to 2779 and encodes 648 amino acids. Gene Ontology annotation, cellular component: peroxisome. Gene Ontology annotation, biological process: fatty acid beta-oxidation. Gene Ontology annotation, molecular function: NAD+ binding; (3S)-3-hydroxyacyl-CoA dehydrogenase (NAD+) activity. The record is from RefSeq and is a predicted model, not a curated record. NCBI's taxonomy places the organism in Eukaryota, Viridiplantae, Streptophyta, Magnoliopsida, Asterales, Asteraceae. The transcript is spliced from 17 exons.